Molecule: messenger RNA, 2550 nt
Organism: Galeopterus variegatus (Sunda flying lemur)
Lineage: Eukaryota; Metazoa; Chordata; Mammalia; Dermoptera; Cynocephalidae
Product: lysophosphatidylcholine acyltransferase 2
Exons: 6
Biological process (GO): calcium-mediated signaling
Molecular function (GO): kinase binding; calcium ion binding
Source: RefSeq, a predicted model, not a curated record
UUUCUGCCUGUUCAAGUACCAGAUGAUAAAGAAAAAAGUGAUCCUGUCCUUUUUGCCAGUAGAGUCCGGAAUUUAAUGGCAGAAGCUCUGGGAAUACCAGUAACAGAUCAUACUUAUGAAGACUGCAGAUUGAUGAUUUCAGCAGGACAGCUGACAUUGCCUAUGGAAGCUGGGUUGGUGGAAUUUACUAAAAUUAGCCAGAAAUUGAAGUUAGAUUGGGAUGGUAUCCGUAAGCAUUUGGAUGAAUAUGCAUCUAUUGCAAGUGCCUCAAAAGGAGGAAGAAUUGGAAUUGAAGAAUUUGCAGAGUAUUUAAAGUUGCCCGUUUCAGAUGUCUUGAGACAACUUUUUGCACUCUUUGACAGGAACCAUGAUGGCAGUAUUGACUUCCGAGAGUAUGUGAUUGGCCUUGCUGUCUUGUGCAACCCUGCCAACACGGAGGAGAUCAUCCAGGUGGCAUUUAAGCUCUUUGAUCUUGAUGAGGAUGGCUACAUAACAGAGGAUGAGUUUUCCACCAUUCUACAGGCUUCCCUUGGAGUGCCUGACCUUGAUGUUUCUGGUCUCUUCAAGGAAAUAGCCCAUGGGGACUCUAUUUCCUAUGAGGAAUUUAAAAGGUUUGCCAUAAAGCAUCCAGAAUAUGCUAAGAUAUUUACAACAUACUUAGACCUCCAGACGUCCCAUGUGUUUUCAUUACCAAAAGAAGUCCAGACAAGAUCCUCCGUCGCAAGUAAUGUAGUCAGUCCUGAAAAUCAUGAAGAGAGUACCUCAGGCAAAAAAGAUGACUGAAAACAGUAUUCCCAAGGAAAACGUAGUGGCUUUCACUUGAAAUUGCAAAGGCAUUUAUUGUUAGUAUUUUGAAUGUGCUUGUUGAGUAACGAUGUUUAAAAGGGAAAGCUUUUUUAUAAAAAUGAUAGAUUUUUUUACUAAAAAUGCUUUUAUUAACCUGUAUAUGAAGUAUAUUUCUUUUCUUUUGUGUUACAUUGUGCUUUACUGGUUGGUGAUGCAUAUGUUUAGAGGUUUUCCAGUUUAAUUUGCAUAUUUAAAUGAAUGUAAUGUUCUUACUAUUUACUGGUAAGCAUUAAUGAGCACUGUAAAGAGUUUUAGAAGUAUAAAUGCUUGUAAAUCUACUUUCCUCUAAAAACCAGUAAUAUUUUGUAAUCAUUUCCUAUUCUGGAAAUAAAAAUGAAAAGUCUGAGAAGCAUUGCAGAAUUUUAUACCUUUAAGUUCACAGAUUCAUUUUUCCAUUUAAAUUUCAGUUUCUUAGAUCACUGAAUAUGGGAAGGGAGAGCUCAGUUAAUUAGAUAAGACUUCUUAAGAACUCAUAGUCUCUUUAACCUGUAUCUCUAUCACAGAUUUCCUUAACCACCUACCAAGGAGAUCAUAUCUUUUUACAUUAUCUACAGAUUUAGAACUUUGUUUCAAAGAAAACUGCUUUGGCCAAAGGCUAAAUGGGAAUUGCCUUAUUGAAGGUAACAUUGAUUGCUUAAUGAGAAAAUAGGUUGUUUGCCACAGAGUUGAAUUUAAUUUGAGUUGAAUGGUUCAGAAUGUGGCACUUGCCCAAUAAAUGAAUCAGAUUUGUUCUAUUUAUAUAAUGUUAGAAUUAAUAUAUUUUACUAUCCAAGUGAGAGUUUUAUUUUGUUGAGUGUCCUCUCAAAUUUUGCAGCUGUCUGAAAUAUCUGAAUAGAAAACACAAAAGAUUCCAAAGUAUCGCCAAAAGCUAGGGAAUUCAAAAACUGUUAAUGCAGGACCACAAUGUAAGUCCCAGGCAGUAAUAUUUUUCCUGUAGGUUAAGCAAUAAUUUCCCGGAAGUACCAUUUUAAUUAGGUUUCAUGCAUGCAUAUUGUUAAUAUCAUUUAUGUUUAAGAUUUUGAACAAAGAACCAACUUAUUAAUAUAAUGUACAAAAAUAGUUGGUUCAUAUUCUGAAUUCAGUCUUUGAAGUCAAACUCCAUGUUUUGGCUAUGUUUCUGAUGUAUUGGUGAUUCGCCCCCAAACUAGUUUUUUAAAGUCAUUUUUGAUGUUGAGAUGUCUCAUGAGAGGUGUUGGAGUUUAUGUUUAGCAAAGAGUCAUGAUUUCAAACUACUUUUACGUAUUAAGCAGUUAGUGCUCUAAUUUAAAGGGUAAAUAUAUAUUUCAAUAAUCAAAUACCAGAAAAUUUCAUCCUUAAGUAUAUGCAGUUAUUUCCUUUUAUACAUCGUAAAGCUAUUUAGACAAGGUGUUAAAUGAGCUGAAACAAUCGCUUAAGUAAUUAGGAUGGUACAUCUUUAUAAUAGUGUCUGUCAUAUGCAAUGAAUGUGUGUAAUACUCAGGUACCAUGAUUGUUUUUUAAUCACAGAAAAACCACAUGUUAAUUCUAUUAGUCAUGAAAAAGUAGCAUUGUAAAUUAAAUGUGAGGCUCUUGGUAGUGAUCCCAUUGUUUUUCUGUUUUCAAAUAAUAUUAUGCUCUUUAAUUCCAUUUCUGUGAAUGUAAUAUUCCUAUUUUAUGAUUGUGGUACUGAAUAAACAAACUUACUACAUAAAAUUCUUGGCAAUUAAAAAAAUUCUGUUUUUGCCA